Salvia splendens (bonfire salvia) is the source of this 732-nucleotide messenger RNA. Its product is annotated as ATP synthase subunit beta, chloroplastic-like. Gene Ontology annotation, biological process: proton motive force-driven mitochondrial ATP synthesis. The record is from RefSeq and is a predicted model, not a curated record. Bases 1 to 585 code for a protein of 194 amino acids. NCBI's taxonomy places the organism in Eukaryota, Viridiplantae, Streptophyta, Magnoliopsida, Lamiales, Lamiaceae. Gene Ontology annotation, molecular function: ATP binding; proton-transporting ATP synthase activity, rotational mechanism. The transcript is spliced from 2 exons. Gene Ontology annotation, cellular component: chloroplast thylakoid membrane; proton-transporting ATP synthase complex.
AUGGAGCAAGCAGGGGUCAUGACAAUUACUUCUACCAAAGAAGGAUCCAUAACUUCUAUUCAAGCGGUUUAUGUACCUGCAGACGAUUUGACCGAUCCUGCCCCUGCUACCACAUUUGCACAUUUAGAUGCUACUACCGUACUAUCAAGAGGAUUAGCUGCCAAAGGGAUCUAUCCGGCAGUAGAUCCUUUAGAUUCAACCUCAACCAUGCUUCAACCUCGGAUCGUUGGUGAGGAACAUUAUGAAACUGCGCAAAGAGUUAAGCAAACUUUACAACGUUAUAAAGAGCUUCAGGACAUUAUAGCUAUCCUUGGGUUGGACGAAUUAUCCGAAGAGGAUCGUUUAACCGUAGCAAGAGCGCGAAAAAUUGAGCGUUUCUUAUCACAACCCUUUUUUGUAGCCGAAGUAUUUACCGGUUCUCCGGGGAAAUAUGUUGGUCUAGCAGAAACCAUUAAAGGGUUUCAAUUGAUCCUUUCCGGAGAAUUAGAUGGUCUUCCUGAACAGGCCUUUUAUUUAGUAGGGAAUAUCGAUGAAGCUACCGCGAAGGCUAUCAACUUAGAAAUGGAGAGCAAUUUGAAGAAAUGACUUUAAAUCUUUGUGUACUGACCCCUAAUCGAAUUGUUUGGGAUUCAGAAGUGAAAGAAAUCAUUUUAUCUACAAAUAGUGGUCAAAUUGGCGUAUUACCAAAUCAUGCUCCUAUUGCUACAGCUGUAGAUAUAGGGAUUUUGAGAA